Molecule: messenger RNA, 5602 nt
Organism: Megalobrama amblycephala (Wuchang bream)
Lineage: Eukaryota; Metazoa; Chordata; Actinopteri; Cypriniformes; Xenocyprididae
Gene: rbpja
Product: recombination signal binding protein for immunoglobulin kappa J region a
Exons: 11
Coding region: 116-1609 (497 amino acids)
Biological process (GO): regulation of transcription by RNA polymerase II; Notch signaling pathway
Cellular component (GO): MAML1-RBP-Jkappa- ICN1 complex; nucleus
Molecular function (GO): DNA-binding transcription activator activity, RNA polymerase II-specific; RNA polymerase II cis-regulatory region sequence-specific DNA binding
Source: RefSeq, a predicted model, not a curated record
CCUGCAUGAUUUCUCACAGUGCCCCUCCCCCUCGUCUAAAUGCAGUCUUUUGCAAUGUGGUGCGGAGCGGGGGAAAUCUCGCGAUUGUUGGCGUUAUUAGAGAGAGUUGGUGAAGAUGGCGCCUGUUGUGACAGGGAAGUUUGGGGAGCUCCCUCAGCCAAAGCGUUUAACAAGAGAGGCCAUGCGCAACUACUUGAAGGAGAGAGGAGAUCAGACAGUCCUCAUACUGCAUGCAAAAGUCGCACAGAAAUCGUACGGCAAUGAAAAAAGAUUCUUCUGUCCUCCACCAUGUGUGUACCUGAUGGGUUGUGGCUGGAAGAAAAAGAAGGAGCAGAUGGAGAGAGAGGGCUGCUCGGAGCAAGAGUCUCAGCCUUGUGCCUUUAUCGGCAUUGGAAACAGUGAACAAGAAAUGCAGCAGCUCAACUUGGAGGGCAAGAAUUUUUGCACAGCAAAAACGUUAUACAUUUCUGACUCGGACAAACGUAAGCACUUCAUGCUGUCGGUGAAAAUGUUCUACGGGAAUAGUGCGGAUAUCGGUGUCUUCCUCAGCAAACGAAUCAAGGUCAUCUCCAAACCUUCCAAAAAGAAGCAGUCACUGAAGAAUGCAGACCUGUGCAUAGCUUCUGGGACGAAGGUGGCUCUCUUUAACCGCUUGCGGUCUCAGACUGUCAGUACGCGGUACCUUCAUGUGGAAGGGGGAAACUUCCAUGCUAGUUCACAACAGUGGGGAGCCUUCUACAUUCAUCUAUUGGAUGAUGAUGAGUCAGAGGGAGAAGAGUUUACAGUCAGAGACGGUUACAUCCAUUACGGUCAGACGGUGAAGCUGGUAUGCUCCGUGACAGGCAUGGCUCUACCCCGACUGAUUAUUCGUAAAGUGGACAAGCAGACAGCGCUAAUGGAUGCCGACGAUCCUGUGUCCCAGCUACAUAAAUGUGCCUUCUACCUUAAAGAUACAGAGAGGAUGUACCUCUGCCUGUCACAGGAGAGGAUAAUUCAGUUCCAGGCAACACCCUGUCCCAAAGAAACAAACAAAGAAAUGAUCAACGAUGGGGCGUCAUGGACAAUCAUCAGCACAGACAAAGCAGAGUACACUUUCUAUGAGGGCAUGGGCCCUGUACCCUCACCUGUCACACCCGUGCCUGUUGUUGAGAGUUUACAGCUGAAUGGAGGAGGAGAUGUUGCCAUGCUGGAACUAACAGGACAGAACUUCACACCUAACCUCAGAGUCUGGUUUGGAGAUGUGGAGGCAGACACUAUGUACAGGUGUGGCGAAAGUGUGCUCUGCGUGGUUCCUGACAUCUCUGCGUUCCGUGAGGGGUGGCGUUGGGUUCGGCAGCCAGUGCAGGUUCCUGUGACUUUGGUCCGUAAUGACGGCAUCAUCUACUCCACGGCUUUGACAUUUACCUACACGCCGGAGCCGGGACCGCGCCCUCACUGCAGCGCUGCGGGAGCCAUACUGCGGGCCAACAGCAACUCCUCCACCUCUCCAUCUUCAUCUUCCUCAUCCUCCAGCCUACUGCUGCAGUCGGCUAUCGACAGCCAGGCGGGAUACGCAGCAGCAGGGAGCGUGUCUUCAUCUUCCUCUUCCUCGGCUAUGUCUGUCUCCUAACCUGGGAAUCUUGGUGCGCGUUUGCGUGUGCGAGUAAGUGAACCUUUGUGAGAGAUGGUGAUUCGUCAGUUCGUAGACUUCCUGUAUAGAUUCACGGGAUACCGAUCACAAAAAUGGAUAAUGGUGCCACAGAGAGAGAAGCAAAAGAGAGACAAGACUUCACACAAAGACUGGACAGAACAAAUGAAGGCAUCUCUUUUCUUUUCUCUCUCUUUGUUGCGGUUCUUUUUCAAUCUGUUUCCUCGUGUCAGAGGAAUUGGCAACAGAAGUGAUGUUUGCCAUGGAUCAAGAUGCCACAGGAUCAAUGCAUUAGCCUUACAUGAAAACAAAAAACAAUCAGUCAAAAAAAGAAAGAAAAAAACACCUUCAAAACAAAGCCUUUUCUAAGUAAUGGCUUUGCGAGAUGUUGUUUUCUACUAAAGGGCUUAAUGCACUGUUUCGCCAGGCUUGGAAGAAAAGUUAUCAUAGUAAUAUAGUUUUUACGGACCAAGGAAUAUUAUUAUUAUUAUUAUUAUUAUUAUUAUUAUUUUUAUUGAUAUAUAAUUUUAUAAGCUUUAGCUAAGGUACAUUUUUCACCUUUUUAAGUUUUAUAACAUAUAGUAAACUUUUGUUACCAAAUAGUUUUGUAUAUUUCUUGUGAGCAUUUGGGCUCAGAAGGAAGAGGUUCAUGCGUUUUGAAAGCCUGAACUCAUAGCUGCCUUUACUCCUCUUGGCAAAUGCCUUAAAUCUUCUGGAGUUUCACCAGACCCAUGUCUCUUUUGUAAUAAUUUUUGUCAUGUAUAUUAGUCCCAUUCUCUUAUUUUUUUUUUAAAUUUUUCUCCACUAAACCGAGGUGUAAUAUUGAUGCCAUUUUUGCGUAUUUGGGAGAAGGUGAUUCUUCUGCUUCUUUAAACUUUUCUCAUAUGAAGUCUUUAACACAAAAGCUUUAACUGACUUUGCUGGUACGCCUUACGUGCCAUAUCGUACUCAUCAGAUACACAUAGCCAUUGAUCUGGCCCUUUUUCAUUGGCUAUAGAUGUUUAAACUGCCAACAAAAAAACAUCCCACACCAAAUGGAUUACCUUUAGUUGGACAUAAGCACACAAAAUUCUUCUGUUGCUUUUUUUGGGGGUCAACAAUUUCUAGUUAAUUGGUUUAUUCAAAUCCUGUGGUAGGGAAGGACUGUACCAGUCUCGUUUGCAUAUCAUUCAUGCUUUCGGUGUCAUGAUUUUUAUUAGUAUCAUACUAAAAUCAGUGUGUAGGAAAAUUGCUGCUUUGUUGUCAUGUGGUUAAACCAUAUAGAGAAUGGAGUUUGGGGAUUCUGUAAGUACAGUUACAAGUAGCCCUGACUGUUUUUGUCCAGGAAUGAAAAGUUUGGUGUUUCUCAGUGCUUCUAGAUACCAACCAAUUAGUGGUUUGCCUGCCUGACUGACUAGUUGAAUAAUUGGUCUUAUAGAAGCCUUGUAAUUGGGCUGGUUUCUUGUUCACCGUACCCUGAUCAGACAUUUUACUUAGGAGUUUACAUAAGGUGUGCUCGGCUAGAUAACUGGAACGAAUUGCUUUUAAUAUAUGUAGUUAACCACUUUUCAACUAAAUGUGGCAUCUUAAAAACACUCAUACUGAGAUGCUCAAAUGGAUUUUCACACUUAUAAGUCAUUGCUUUGUUCCGAAAUAGGGAUUUCAUUUGUUACAAUGUUGCAUUUUCUUCUUGGUUCGGUUCACUUUCACAAAGCAACAUUUCAAAGCGUACCAAAAUGUGUUUAUGCAAAUUACAUGCGAGUAAAACUGUACUCCUAUUGGUCAGAGUUUCUCAUCGUCGUCCAUCAAAAAUAAUUGACAAGUUCGCUCCAUGAGCUUAUUGCGGCUUUAUUUGUAACUGUCGAGACACAUGGCAACGAUACGAAUGUAGCCACUAUUCCAGAUGUUAAAUACUACAUUCGUAUUAAUGCUGCGGUAAAAUCAAACACACUCUCUCUGGAUCUCCCAAUGCUGUCUAGUAGGCUAACUGUCGAGAUGCAUGCAAACACUAUAAAUAAUGUUAUAAUGCAACUAGAGCGAGAAUCAAGGCUUAGUCGGGACAGCAUUCUUGCACAGAGAAGCGUAAUUACACAACAUUUUAAGAUGAAGAGGCUUUCUUUGGUUUUCAACUGCAGUAACUAAAGUGCUCACUCACAGAAUCAAACACUGCUGCAUUUUAUAUAACACAUUUCCCAUUAUCAAUUGUGAUAUUGUUUGGUCCGUUGGGUCGGAUUGCUUUCACAUCUCAAGCGAACCUUCCCAGAGUUCAUCUGCAAUCAGGCCGAGUCUCGGAGCGAUUGUUCCCCGAGCAAGAUUGCCGUUUUCACAUAUGCCUAAAUGAACCGAACCAAGGGAGAAAACGCACCAGGUUCCUAAACAGACGCUCAGGUGUGAAAGCACCCGUAAAUGUGUAUGGUUGUACUAAAAAUCUAGAUAAACUAGUCAACCUGACUAAUUGACAAGUUUGUCUUUGAAACCAUUGGUGUCAGGCUGAAUGGAAAUAACAGUAAAAAGCACUUAUCGCAUUGCUGCGUGAAGAUGUUUGGUUUGUAGGGUACAGGAAACAGAAUAUUAUCUUGCCUUUCAUAUGUUUUGAUUUAUGAAACUGCAGAAGUGACCCGGCCUUAAUGUACAUAAAAAUGACCCCUAUUAAAUUGACAGUGCCACAUGUAAUUUUUUUCUUUUUUUUGUUUGUUUAAAAUGUUUAGUACCAAAUGUUCACUUCUGUAAUAGCUGUAGUCUAAAGCAAACUAAAAAUGAGGCCUUAAACCACUACUGCUUAAUUACAGGAUCUGGUGAUAAGAUAUUACACUACAAAUUAUGCUUUUUUUGUAAAAAGGGCAUGAUUGUUUUUGUUUUAUACCUUUUUCAAGUCACAGAGAAAGUCAUCUCAAGUCUGCUUUCUGUGCAUCUUUUGUUUCUUAUUUUGUUGUCCUGUUUAAAUAUUUCCCCCCACCCAACUCUAUAUGCAUUGUUUGAUCAGAGAGAAAGAGACACUCAUGAAAUAGUGUGCUCUGGAAUUUGCUUUCAAUUGGUAUGGACUGCAUUUUGUUACUGUUUGGGAUUUUUAUAGGAACGGAAGUAGUAGUUCCACAAUGGUUUUGGUUCUUUUAAUUUAUCAGUUUCUUCCAUGGCUAAUAUUAAUAUAUGAGUUUGUCUAAAUAUUAUAUUGAUCAUUUUAUAUAAUUUUUUUUUUUUUUUAAUUGUAUAAUGGUAUGAAAUUAUAUUAAUGGUUAUGUUAAAAUUUCUAAAUUUCUUCCAUGAUUGAGGAAAAAUUACUAUGACAAGUCUUUUGUAUGUCAUUUCUUUUUAAUUUUUAAAUAACUUUUUACAUUUCUUUUUAAACUGUCAGGCCUUGUUUCCCAAAGAAACUAUCUUUGGGAGAAAUAAAAGCCAAAACCCAGUAAUUCUUGCAAAGCCAUUAACUUGUAUCUAUUGUGAGCUAUUUCAUUCAAUUCCUCAAUCAGGGAAGAAUAUUAAACCAUAUCACGUGGAAGUGCCGAAAUGGAAACUGCCAAAUCUAAAGGUCAAAUUGUGAAGGUAACACAACCUUUCCAUGUAUGUUUUCAGUGUUAUUUUUCGUCUUGUAUCCCGUUUGUCUUCCAGAGUGUUCGAAUCAGAGGAUCUGAAUGGUUAAUUUCAAGACUAACCAUGUUGAGUUUCAUUAUUACUAUCACAUAAGUUAGUUAGUUUACCUGUCACAUGUGCCACUGUGCUUACAUUGAGCAGAAACUAGUGUAUUAGAUCACUGUUAUCUUUGUCGGUUUUGUCUGUAGAAAAAAAGGUGUGAAUUGGUGUCUGUUUUCUCAGCCGUUUCAACGGAUUGUUUUACAUUUUGGAAGUUACCAGCCUUUGCCAAAUGGCUACCAGCCAUUCUGGUUUCGAGUGCAUGCUCUCUAGCAGAUUUGAACUGUAUUGGUGCUGUCUAACUCCUAAAGGGCCAGUGUAUCUAUUGCUUUUGGAAUGGAUCACUAAACACUGUAAUAGAUUCAAAAA